Trichobilharzia regenti is the source of this 195-nucleotide messenger RNA. The record is from the annotation of a GenBank genome assembly. Lineage: Eukaryota; Metazoa; Platyhelminthes; Trematoda; Strigeidida; Schistosomatidae.
AUGGCUAAUGAAUCAAAUGUUUUAACAAGAAAUCUUCGUAAACGAUCAAAAAAGCGUGUUAAAAAGAGCACGGCAUUGGAAUUACCAACUCCUCGUGAAGUUGGGGCAUAUUUGUCAAAGAUGGUGCAGAUAAGAACGAAUUUAUCUAUGAAUAUUGUGGUGAGAUCAUUAGUCAAGACGAAGCUGAUCGACGUG